AUGGAGCACAGCCCAACAAAUCAAUAUCUCCGACUUCUAGAUGAACUCAGUACCAGUGACAAAAUUCCUAACAAGAUUACCGGUGCAUUGAUGAAUUACACGUGGCCUAUAUACCGAUCAGAAAGACAAGAAAAGUAUAGCGAACCUAUGAUUUGGAUUGGGUUGUAUAUCGCGUGUGCAUCUCUUGUUUGCAUCCUUGCUAUGGUCGCUGAUUUAUUACAUGGCAUACGGAGGGGGAAGUUAUGGUUCCCUUGCAAGUAUUUUAGAAUCAAUUCUGCCUUUCUCGCUGUAAUAUCUGUUGCAAUGAAGUUACCGGUGGAUCUAAGUGGUUCCAUGCCUGGUGAUGUGGACCAAGUGGCAAAGCUCGGAAGCAUGGCCUUCAUGUGCACCAUGAUGGCUAAUUUAUUGCCUUGUUUAUCAACCAUGGACAACAAUGCACUCUGGUCAAACAUCACAGCUUUGUGUCUUCUUGUGAUCACAAUGGUUGUGAAUGUUUGCAUUCAAAUACAAACAGGAGUUGUAUCCUAUAAACAAAUGGCCCCUGUUAUGAAUGUUUUAGGCCCCUUAGACGAGGUUAAAAUUAACAAAGAUCGUAAUAUCAUACUAGCCUCCAUUUAUGUGGCUUCGUUACUUUGGUUGUUGAUGGUACAUGUAUGUUCAUGUUUAGCGAUUCUAAAAUCCAAAAAGAUUAUAGAAUCGAAAUACCAACAAGGUCACGAUGGAGCUUUGAAAGACAUUAAACAGUCAUCAGGAGAAUUGAUAACAGUUGAGCAGCUGCAAAAAUAUGUGAAGAACCACUGGAUCAUGGCAGGAAGUGGCAGCCCCCAAUUCAUAACAGCUUGCUUUCGUACCACAUCUGCUUCUGGGGUAAUAUGUGUUUUUGUCACUAUCUUACAUACUUUUACUAUGUUCUGGAGUAUUGAAGCUAUUUUGAAAAAGGACUGUGGUUCAGAUUAUGGUCUAUCCAUGAUAGCAAUUGUGAUAGCACAGUUUAUUGGAGUCGUGAUUGGUACAAUUGCACCAAUUUCUAGAUGUUUUGCAGCCUUAAGUUUUAAGGUGUCCCUCAAAAUCAUCUCAAAUCAUUUUAAGGUCUUUAAACUAGAGAGCUACUGGACAUCGAAGUUAUAUGACUGGAAACGUGCAAGUUUAAAGCUCCCAUUGCGUAGCCACAGUCUCAACGUCGUCAUGGAGACUUCAAAAAAGCUAAUUCUCAGCUUUUGUAUAGAAUUCCAGGAGGGAUUUGUGGUGGUAUGCAAGAUACUAGCCUUGAUACCAUAUGUAUUCAUGAUAUGUGUCUUGUAUUCUGUUCGUUGUUUGAAGUGGUUAUUACACAAAUACCGCUUUAAUACAUCAUUGGACCGGUUUAGCUCAUUGGAAGAAAAGACUGACUUCUUCGAACGAAAUGAGGAUCUUCGUCCAUAUGUUUUGCAACUUGAAGAUGAGAUGGAGCUUGCCGAGAGGACAUUGGAAGGCCUUUCAAAAUCUGUGAACCAGUUGAUCCAAAAUGGUGAAAAUAGCCAAGCCAACAUUAACCUCAUGAACCUAAUUGAACAAAACUCUACUGGUGGUUUUCAUGGAGUUGCAAAGUUUGACAACAUAGAUGAAUAUCACAUCCAUCAUGUUCCGUUUUUACAACUAAAAGUAGAGUACCAAGAUUGUUGGAGCUUACCAGUGGUAACCCUAACAACCAUCGCAAUUUCCCUACCUACAAUCGAAAAGAAGGAAGUUGAUAACUUGUUGGAAAGUGUGAGGGAAGGUUUACUAUACGUCACACUUGUUGAAGAAAAUCUGAAUGCUACCGAUGACUAUGUAAGCAUUCAAGAGGCUGCAAAAACUUUGUGGAAAGAAGUUGACAUCGACCAUGAAUGGUUAGGACACAAGUUGCAAGAUAUCUCCUCCCAAGUGAAAACAACCAAACAGAUUGUUGAAUGCUUCAGGGAUACAGCUAAAAACAUAGUUUACUCAGAGGAUACAAGUAAGAAUGAUGAUUCAAUAGGCAGGUCUAUGUGUGGCAACUCAAUGUAUCGUAUAACCAAAACGAUCUUGAUUACCUACCGUGCCAACAUUGAUGAUGAGGUUAGCCAAAGGGAACUAUUUGAUAACUUAUCAUCAAUGAUCACCGACAUAAUGGCCGCUUGUCUCAUAAACUUACCUCAAGUCAUAGCAAUGAAAUGCCACACUAGUGCAAUAGAGAUAAGGGAGGCCAGUGUCAAAGACGCAGCCCGACUUCUAGGUGAAACUACACAAAUAAUCAAAACACUUCAACGCCGUGGUAUUCCAGAUAUGAAUCCAAGCGACUUGCCAUUUAUGCAUAAAUGGCGUGCUCAUUUAGGGAAUGCUUAA
Messenger RNA from Helianthus annuus (common sunflower), 2343 nucleotides. RefSeq lists its product as uncharacterized. Bases 1 to 2343 code for a protein of 780 amino acids. The record is from RefSeq and is a predicted model, not a curated record. The transcript has a single exon. Lineage: Eukaryota; Viridiplantae; Streptophyta; Magnoliopsida; Asterales; Asteraceae.